This is a messenger RNA of Phoenix dactylifera (date palm), 6003 nucleotides long. RefSeq names its product increased DNA methylation 1. NCBI's taxonomy places the organism in Eukaryota, Viridiplantae, Streptophyta, Magnoliopsida, Arecales, Arecaceae. The record is from RefSeq and is a predicted model, not a curated record. Gene Ontology annotation, molecular function: acyltransferase activity, transferring groups other than amino-acyl groups.
UUUCCCACCCUGAACUGCCAGAUUGGCCUUCAGACUCGCAUGGUCUUGUGCCUUUUUUUCUUACACGCAUUUUGUUCGUGCCUUUUUUUUAUUACAUGAAUUUGUUUGUGCGCGGAGAGGUUAAAAAAACCUUUUUUUUGCUCCCUAUACCACUGUCCCAAAAGCCGAAAACCGACAAAGCCCAAAACAGAAAGCCACCUCCUACAUAAAGGCAGCUGAGGGAGGCCGUGGAGGUCAUUCUGAGGGCGACGAGACCGAAGUAGGCGAGAGGCUGCGGCGGAAGUGAGGGAAGCCCGGAUCUCUAGCUCUAUUCAUCUCAAAAGAUGAGUUCUCUGGGCUCCUUUCUUCCGUUUUCUGUGCAUUUGCUUUGAUUUCUGGGUUUUUGGUGUUUUUUUCAGUAUAAAGCUUUUUUUUUUAUUGAUCUCUGGGAAGGAUUUGGUACUUGGGAGGAUUUUUUGGGUUCAUAGGAGGAGAAGAUUGAGGUGGGGAACAUCAAAGGUGGGAGCUUGGGCAUAAAUGUGAUUGUUGGGGUGAUAGUUUGAUCCCUCUUCUGCGUGGGCUUUUGGUGGUGGUUUUUGUGAUCUUGCAAGGAGGCUUUUUUUUCGUUUCAAGUUUCGUUUUUUUUUUCUCUUUUUGGGAUCUAGAGUUCUAUUUUUAAGGUUGUUUUAUGCUCUGUGGAAACGGAUGUGUUAGGAUUCAAGGCUUUUGAGAUCGUGAUUUUCCCUUGCCGGGCAAAGGUAGCGUGAAGGGCAGAAGUUUUCGGAUUCCUCUCGCUGUUUGUCGUGUCUUUUUUGAACAUUUUGGAUUUCUUUGGGGAAAUUGGGUUUGGAUUGGGUGUUUUUACGCGUUUUUGGGCAGAAAGUUUUUUUUUUUUUUGUUCUUGUGAUUUUCAAGUAGAAGGUUGCUGCUGAAUCCACAAAUUGGAAAUUUCGUGGAAAUUUCGGGUUUGUGGUCGGGCCUCCAUUUAGGCAUUUUUGUGUUCUCCCGUCCCCUCUUAGUUAGAGAGUGAUUUGCGGAUAUAUUGGAGGAUCCCUACUAGAGAUUUCAGGGUCUAUUUAACAACAUCUGCAGCUUAUCAAAGUGUGAAAAGCUUUAGUCAGCACAAGUGGGAAAAUGGUGGAACAAAGCCUGAAGGAAGAAGAAGGAUGUGAGGAGGAGUUGACAGUGAGAAUGUUAUUUGGAGAAGAAAUUGAGGGUUUUGGCGAGGAUGGAUUUGAAGGCUCGAAGGAAGAACAUGAGAUAUUUAUGGAGGUUUUCUAUGGAAGCAGUGCUCAUGAUGCAAGUAAUAAUAACAAUAAUGUAUCAAGGAGGACAAAUUUCCAGUUGCAUGAGUGCGGCCAUUCAAAACGACUGGGAAAUUUGAGUUGUAAUAGCUCAGCUGUGACUAGCUACUCCUCCCUGAAAGGUUCAUCAAGUGAACAGUUUGAACAUGCAAAGAUGAAUCCUGGAGGAUUAAGUGGAUCUGAAUGCUUUCCUGAAAGCUCUUCUUCUUGGGCUGGAGCAGAUACUCACAAUCUGAAUGUGAAGAGGAUGGGGCUAUCAUCUGUUGAGCUAUUAAAUAAUGUGAAUAAGGAACUUAACAGUAAUGUGGCUGAUGCUGAUUUUAGCUUGGUGAACUUGGACCCAUCAAAAGUUGCUUCGAGUUUGUCCAUUCAAGAUCCUCUCCAUGUUCAUCAACAAGCACCAUGCCGCAUAGUUGAAACAUGCGGUCGGGGCAUGUUAUCUAGCUACUAUGUUUUUAGUGCACAGGAAGAAAUGGAUGUAAUUGGUGAUAUUGAUGAUGCUAUUACCUUUAAUGAUAAAUGCAGAAGCCAAGACAAGAGAGAUGGCAGGACAGUUAUUAAAGCUAAAUCUGUUACCUCUCCUGUUUCUCAAGAGAGUUUUGCUCCUGGGCUUUUGGUAGCAAGUGCACCUGCAGCUUCUGUGGAGAUGCCUGGAUCACUAAUACACAUGAAUCAUGGUGCCCAAGAAUCUAGUUUUCUGAAUUCAGACAGAAUUGAUGCUGCAUCAAAGAGGUCUCCUAUUAGGGAUCUUCCUGAUCUCCUACGUGCACAUGCAAAUCGCAUGCUUAUAGAUGCAGGAUGGAGGAUUGAGCCUCGCAAAAGGAGUGACAGGACCAAAAUGGCUUCCUAUUUCAUAUCACCUGUAGGAGGAAGUUCUAUCACUUCACUCUCUCAAGCUUGGAAGACAUGUGGGGAGAUAUUAUCUGCUGGUGCAUCAGACUCAGAACAGGAUGAUUAUGGAAGGGAAUGGGAGAAUGUUGAUAGGUUUUGGGGUGAUUUGACAGAUGUAUUGAUGUUCAUAGAAAAAAAGACUCAGCCUUCGGAUGACUCUCUACCACUUCUUCGGAGGUGGCAGCUUCUUGAUCCUUUCAUGGCUGUGGUGCAUAUAAACAAAAAAAUUGGUGUCCUAAGAGAGGGAAGGGCACUGAGAGCUGUUAAUAGUGGGACAUUUCUUGUGAAUGAAAGACAGAAUCCCUUGUUGUUGGGUACUGUUGUGGAAAAAGAACUGGAGCAGGCAUCUGCAGCAAGGCCAACAAAUGGUUCCGCUAAGAAGUCAGGCAAGAGGUCCAAAAAGAUAUCAGAAAUUGAAUCUACUGAUAUAAACCCCCAGGAAGACUCCAACAUAUUGAGAGAGAAGCUGACUUCAGGAUGCAUGAAGCAGAUAGAAAACAAUGAAAAAAUGCACUCAUCUGAAGUACCCAAAAUUCUUCUGACAAAAAAGGCACAAAAGAAGCAUGUCAAACCAGAAACUAAAGCAGCCAGGCAGUGUGGCAAGGACAAGAAGGGCAAUAUAACUAUGCAAAAAGUAUCCAUGCCGAAGAAACCCGAAGCUUGUAAGAAAAGUGGACAAAAGCGCCCACGUGGAUUUUUUAUUAAUGACGAUGAUCUGUUAGUUACUGGGUUUGUCAAAAACAAAGAUUUUAGCUCCUGCGAUAAAAAAAUUGCUUCAAAAGUGGGGGCUUCUGAGUCAAAUGCAUUAAGAAAGCUUAAAAGUCAAAAGAGAGGUUGUAGGUUGCUCCUGCGAACUCCUGGAAAAGGUGGGAAGCACUCCAUGGAUGGGAGGCGGUUAAUCCUGGGAGCAAGAACAGUGCUGUGCUGGUUGAUUCAGACGGGUAUUGUAUCAUUGAAAGAUGUUCUGCAGUACAGGGACCUGAAGAACGAAGAUGUGGUAAAGGAUGGGUGGAUUACUAGAGAAGGAAUUCUUUGUAAAUGCUGCUCCAAGAUCCUCUCAGUGACCGACUUUAAGGUUCAUGCUGGUUCCAAGCUGCGAAAACCAUCUUCAAAUCUUGUUCUAGAAUCUGGUAAAUCAUAUACACUCUGUCUGCUUGAGGCAUGGACUGCUGAAUGCAACGUGAGGAAAAAUCAUAUGCAAAUCAUGGAAGUUGAGGAGGUGGAUGAAAAUGAUGAUACCUGUGGGUUUUGUGGUGAUGGUGGUGACUUAAUAUGCUGUGAUAACUGUCCAUCUACCUAUCAUCGAGAAUGCUUGCCUGCACAGGAAAUUCCAGAAGGCAGUUGGUAUUGCCACAAUUGCCUUUGUAAGACCUGCGGGGAUGUGGUUAAGGGAAACGAAGCUUCAAGUUCCCUUGUUGUGUUACAAUGUUCACAAUGUGAAAAUAAAUAUCAUGAUUGUUGCCUGAAGGAAAAAACCGUAUGCAAUGGUGAAAUGGGAUCAAGUAAAUGGUUUUGUGGGAGAAAUUGUCAAGAGGUUUACUCAGGCCUCCGCUCUCGUGUUGGAAUUCUGAACUGUCUUGGUGAUGGGUUUUCAUGGAUUAUCCUUAGAUGUAAUCAUGAAAUUAAAUCCACACAGAAAAUACCACUAAUGGCUGAAUGCAACACAAAGCUAGCCAUUGCCUUGGGUAUCAUGGAGGAAUGCUUUCUCCCGAUGGUGGAUCCACGGACAGGGAUAGAUAUGCUACCACAUAUCGUGUACAAUAGGGGGUCCAGCUUCGCUCGCUUAAAUUAUCAAGGGUUUUACACUAUCGUCUUGGAGAAGGGUGAUGAAAUCAUAUCUGUGGCAUCCAUCAGGGUGCAUGGAGUCACAGUGGCGGAGAUGCCUCUGAUUGCAACUUGCAGUGAGCAUCGUCGCCAAGGAAUGUGUAGAAGGCUGAUGGAUGCUGUAGAAAAGAUGCUGAAAUCUUUCAGAGUGAAGACACUUGUAUUAUCAGCAAUUCCGGAUCUGGUCAACACAUGGAUGUCGGGUUUUGGAUUCAAACCUAUCAAUGAUUAUGAGAAAAAUUGGCUCGAUCAUAUGAACUUAAUGCUGCUUCCUGGAACGUCAUUAUUGAUAAAGAGCCUGGAUGAAACUCCAGUUGAAGCACCAGAAAAUGCAGGAGGGGAAAGUGAUUUGUAUCGUAGUGAAGAUCAGCCUCAGAAUCUAGGGGGUUCCAUUGAGAUGAAUGAUACUGAGGCUGGAGAACAGGAUGCUGAAAAUGCUAGAGUUGAACCAGAUGCAGUAUCUGUACUCACAAAAAGCAUAUGAUGCAGCAAGCAGAACAUCCUGUGAACCCUAUUUGCUGCUAGACCUCGUGAACAUGUAGUCUCAGCAAUAUUGAAUCAUUCAGCGCAAGGAUCAGAAAAAUCUAACAUGUAUGAGAUGGAUAAGUACUGUUCAAGAAAACAUGCUGUCGUCUUCACCAGAUGUCAGUUGCGCCCGUACCUACUGCUUUACAUUCUUGUUCUGGCUCUUUUUCUUCUCCAGAUACAGUUUAUGAGAUUCCUCCUAACUCUAGCUCUAGAGAACUGAGGGCUUCAUCAAGGAUGCAGAAUGGAACAUCACUGAUGAUCAAUAUAUAUUUUGAGGUUGGCGAAUAUAUAGUGAUGAAAGUGAACAGAAAUGCUUUGAUGUUUUGAGCUUCUUAACUGGACAGGUGGCAGAGCAACAUAUUUUGGUACUCAGUGGCUCAAGAACCUGCAGCACUUGAUUAAUUCAGGUUGAGAUUAGUCCAGUGUCAAGAACGUGCAAUUAGAAAAAGACUAAGGAAGCCAAUAUGACUUCCUGAAAAACAAGUUUUGCUUGAAAGGAUGACUGAAUAUGACUGAAUUUGACUCUACUGAAAUGGGAAACCUUCAGAGAAACUAUUUGUAAAUAUGUUUUGUUGAACUUGGAAAAUGGAAAAAUCAGUAGUCCUCUAUUUGUUCUCCUGAAGAGUGCAGCGAGCAUUGUGCUUUAACCAAUUUACAAAAUAGAACUUUCAGCUGCAGAGGCACCAGGAGACCAUAUAGUUGAUAUUGUUUGCCGUACUGAUACUGAAGGUCCAACUGUUUCAACUGACUCAAGUCAAUGGCUAUCCAACUUAAUCACCAGCCAGAGAGUUCUGCAAUUGACCAGUCAUAUAAGAAGGGAAGAAAAUAAUGAUUGUUAAAGGAGCAUCUUCAAAAUGAUUUUUUUUUCUUUGGUGAAUUAUUUUGAGAGAUCUAUUCUGAGGCAAUUGAUUGAGUUGUCCUUCAGGUGUAUGUCAAGUGGAUAGGCUAAUUAAUUUGUCUUCUGUGAGAGGACUCAGUAAAGACAGCAAAAAUCAAGCCAAAUUCAUUUUUUGCUCUUUAUUGUUCACAUCUGCUUAUUUUUCAGUUAGAUGGUUUGGAGUAAUUUCAUUCUUAAUUCUUCAAAGGCAACUAGGAAACAAUGGAUCACUGACUGAAAUAGUUCUGUGGGUUGCAAGUCUAAAUAUUUUCAAACUGUGCUUAUGAUUUCUAAAGCGGUGGAGAUGGUGAAUAUCAGUUUAAGGAUGGGGCUUUGCAACUGAAGAAAAAUAAUAUUUGUUUUUCAUCCUAAGACAAUCAGAUGCAGUCCAGAUUGUCCUGUAGGAUUUCAUCAAGUUAGGAAGCAACAUUGACAAAAGGACUUAGAAAUUCAAGACACUGUAAAUUUAGCGUUGAAAGUAAUCUGGGCUGGCUGGGAGUCUUCCUAGUUGGGGUAGACAAAUUUUGUGGUCAGACAUUCUUUGUUUUCCUUCAACUUUUGUAUUAAUUGGCUUAUUGGACACUUGGAUGGCUGUACCUA